CUCUCUCUCUCUCUCUCUCACAAGUCUCCAUGGCCAUAGCUGGGAAGCUGACGAAGCUCAAGUCUGCCAUGAAGAGGUGGCCCUCUCUCUCUAAGCUCAGCCGCUCCAACUCCUGCGUCUCCGCAGCCUCCCGCGACGUCGCCGCUAUUCCUCACAGUAAUAAGGACGUCCUCCACCCCGUCUACGUCGGCCGCUCCCGCCGCCGCUACCUCGUCCCCUCCGACGUGGUGGACCAUCCUCUGUUUCAGGAGCUGGUCGACCGGUCCUCUUCGGCCCAAGAUGGCCUUGUGGUAGCCUGCGAGGUGGUCUUGUUCGAGCACUUGCUGUGGAUGCUUGAGAUCAGCACCGAGACCCUCCUUGGGUCCAUGGACGAGCUCGUCCAGUUCUACACUUGCUCCUCAAACUGAUCCCAUUCAUUAUUUGACGAACUCUUACUCAACCAGCUAGCUAAGUCGGCUCUUGUUUCAAGCAAAGCAAGGAAGUGUUAUGGGUUUCUUCUGCUACUGCUAAUUAAUUAGUUCAUUACUACUUAAUUUGAUGAACCUUUUCAAUUUAUUUGCCACUGCUUGUUAUGGCUGCAACUGCAAGCAACUAAUUAGUGGUGUAAUAUUCGAGUCGAAGCAAUUGUAAUUAUUGUGAUCAUUAUUAUAAUAUAUUAUGUUUAC
Prosopis cineraria is the source of this 665-nucleotide messenger RNA. Its product is annotated as auxin-responsive protein SAUR78-like. The transcript has a single exon. The coding region runs from base 30 to 407 and encodes 125 amino acids. Lineage: Eukaryota; Viridiplantae; Streptophyta; Magnoliopsida; Fabales; Fabaceae. Gene Ontology annotation, biological process: response to auxin. The record is from RefSeq and is a predicted model, not a curated record.